Molecule: messenger RNA, 1332 nt
Organism: Humulus lupulus (European hop)
Lineage: Eukaryota; Viridiplantae; Streptophyta; Magnoliopsida; Rosales; Cannabaceae
Product: HVA22-like protein j
Exons: 7
Coding region: 453-1148 (231 amino acids)
Source: RefSeq, a predicted model, not a curated record
AUAUUUAUUUCUUAGACUCUGUAAAUUGCGUGCAAAUUUAUAAAAGAAGCGUCCACUGCAAGAAAUCUCAAAUCCCUCUCCUUUUUAAUUUUCAUUUUAUUAUUAUUUUUUUAAUUUUAAAUAAUAUAUAAUGUAGAAGAAGAAGAAUAGAUAGGUAAGUUAUUUGGUUAAGGCUUUGUGAGAAUUGAUCUCAUUUCUUUUCUUCUCAUCUUCGUUCACAGAAUCGCGGCCCCUUCUUCCAAACGAUUCAUACCCAUUUCUUCUAAAGAAUCUCUCUUCUUCUUUCACCAUUUUUUCUGCUUUCCUUUUUGGAAAUUAAAAACAAUAUAUUAAUCUCAGUCUCUGGAUUGGAUUGAAUUGAAUCUCGCUUCUUCUUUUUCUUUAUCUUGGUACGUCUUUGCAAAAGCGAUUAUUUGGAUUAGUGGUGAAGACUGAAAAGGAGAUAUUAAAGAAUGUUGGGAGAGUUAAUUUCCAGAAUUCUUGUAAUGGUUUUUGGGUAUGCGUACCCUGCGUUUGAGUGUUACAAAGUGGUGGAAAGGAAUAGAGCCGAAAAUGAAGAACUUCGAUUUUGGUGUCAAUAUUGGAUCCUUGUAGCCAUUCUAUCAGUGCUAGAGAGAGUUGGGGACAUAUUCAUUUCAUGGUUACCCAUGUAUGGAGAGCUUAAGCUGGCCUUUUUCAUCUAUCUUUGGUAUCCGAAGACCAAGGGUUCUGAUUAUGUCUACGAUGCCAUAUUACGGCCUUAUGUCACAAAGCAUGAACUAGACAUUGAUCACAAGUUACUUGAGUGGAGAGCGAGGGCCUGGGAUUUGGCUCUUUUCUACUGGAAAAACUGCACAGAACUGGGCCAGACAGCAUUCUUUCAAGUCAUACAAUAUGUGGCUUCUCAGUCAGGAAGGUUUAGCAGCCAUAAUGGUACUGAGAGAAACGAUGACCAGCAAAACAGAACAACCGACCGUGCCACAUCGGAGACAAUGAAAUCUAAGAUUGUUCAACUUCAACCCCACAAAGAAACAGAGUAUGUACAUAUUGCAGAAGCCUUCAUGGCAGAACCUGCUGUUAAACAAGAUGGUGGAGCAACUACUAACCCAGACGGCGGUCUCCUUAACCAAGCCCGCCAAAGGCUUAGGCGCUUCAAACCACUCAUUUAGAAUUGUAACACAAACACUUGUACAAAAUCAACCAAGAACAAAUAGAUAAUUGGGUUCGAAUGUUCUUAUUCACUCUACCCGGAAAAAAAAUGUAGAAAUUCAUUUCUUUUUUAUUUAUUUAUUUUUAUUCCUGUAAUAUAUGUUGAUUUCCAUUCUAUUUAAAAACAAAAAAUGGCUUCUUUUA